AUGUCGUCUCCUGCCACUUCGGCCCCUACCAGACUCAGACAGAUAGCCCUUGUUUCUCUGAAUCUAAAAAGGGCAGAGCACCUUCUGACAAAAGUUAUCGGAACUGAGGUUGUUUUCGUGGACCCUGGAGUUGAGAAAUGGGGUUUGGAGAAUAUUCUCGUGGGUAUAGGGGGCGAUUUUAUCGAGGUUGUUUCACCCACGAAGCCCAACACAACAGCAGGCAGACUUCUUUCAAAGAGGGGCGAUGGUGGCUACAUGAUCAUAAUGCAGACAGUGGACGCCAGACAGCAGCGUGCCCAUAUCGAGUCAAGGGAUCUGGGUAAAGUCAUAUAUAUGCAUGAACACGAGGACAGUGUUUGCAUCCAAUAUCAUCCCAAGGGAAUCAGAGGUGGCGUGAUACCAGAACUUGACUCUUACGAAGCCACACCAGCAAACCCAACGCCGGUUACAUCUCGGUUCUCACCCUGGCAUGCCUGUGGCAAGAACUACAGCUCAUACUCAAAGGGGAUGAAUAAUACGGCCGACCUAUAUCUUACUGGGGUGACCUGUCGUCUGGCACCAGGGGAUAAGGACAUAGACGCCGCGUUGGAUCAAUGGAAGGCAACAUUUGGAAUUGCAGGAAAUCGUGAUUACCUGCAAUUCACGAAUGUGAGUAUGCGCUUCUUACCUGGCAUGGAAGGACAAAGCGCGGGACUCAUGGAUAUUACCAUAGCUGUGCAGGGGGAGGAAAGGCUAAAAGAGAUAUUCGAUAGAGCUAGAGAGCUCAACGUCCCAUCGGGAGACGGAUGGGUUGACAUGCUUGGAGUUAGGUGGCGGUUUGUCAAGAAAGAGGAUGGGAGCAAGCUGUAG
Molecule: messenger RNA, 849 nt
Organism: Paracoccidioides lutzii Pb01
Exons: 5
Coding region: 1-849 (282 amino acids)
Source: RefSeq, a predicted model, not a curated record